This is a messenger RNA of Gastrolobium bilobum, 2172 nucleotides long. RefSeq lists its product as uncharacterized. Bases 1 to 2172 code for a protein of 723 amino acids. The transcript has 4 exons. Lineage: Eukaryota; Viridiplantae; Streptophyta; Magnoliopsida; Fabales; Fabaceae. The record is from RefSeq and is a predicted model, not a curated record. Gene Ontology annotation, molecular function: nucleic acid binding; zinc ion binding.
AUGUGGGUUCCUAGGGAGGAAUCCUGGAUGAAGGACCAAGAAGAGGGUCGAAUUUCAUGGAAGGAGAUGCUGCAACGUCAUAAUGGAGAGAAGAAUGAUGGGGAGGGUGCUGAUACUCUUGAAGGUGAGAAUUUGCAGGGUGAACCAGCUGAGGAAGAAGACGUUAAUUUUGGGGGCAUAAAGAUGUGGGUGGAAGAGGAUGGAAAAACUCAUUUUGGUUGCACUAAUAGAGGAAGAAGACACUUGCAUAGAGUGUGGGAAAAAGCUUUGAUUGUUAAGCUGCUGGGCAGAUCUACAGGUGUCUCGUUCAUGAAGAAAAAGAUUGAGGAGCUAUGGGGAAGGAAAGGAAAAGUGAACGUCACUGAUAUUGGGAAUGAGUUUUAUGUGGAACCUGGCUUCAGGCCUAAUGCUGAGGGCAUAUCAAAGAUAGCAGCUUGGAUCCGCCUUCCUAAUAUUCCAUUGGAAUUUUAUGAUGAAGUUUUCUUUCGUAGGGUGGGUAACUGGAUAGAGAAGUUAAUAAAGAUUGAUAGGACUACAAACCUUCAUGCUAGGGGUCGCUUUGCAAGGAUCUGUGUUGAACUGGAUUUGGCUAAACCUUUAAAAGGAGAGUAUGUUCUUGAGGGAGUUUUGAAGCAUAUAGAAUAUGAAGGUCUAGGGCUCAUUUGUUUCAACUGUGGAAAGUAUGGCCAUAGCAAGGAUUGUUGUUCUGAGAUUGUUCAAGAACAGAUCGUGGUGAAUGAAUCUCAUCCUUCUGGGGAUGGUGAAGCUGAUAAAGUUGAAGAAAACCAGAACGGUCUUGGCCCUUGGAUGGUGGUUAAUCGCCAACGCCGCCCUAGAAGCCAAGCUGCUACCCAAGAUGGCAGAACGCCGAUGACUUCGAGAAGAAUCACUCAACGUGAUUUCGGGGAGAAUACUGCACAAUCAAAGCAGUUAUCAGUGCAAUCAUAUCAGCCUGUUUUAAAUGCAGUAAAUACAAAAUCACGUUAUGAUAGUUUAAUGGUGAUUGGGGAUUUGAAUCAAGCUGAGCUGGAAGUGAUUAAUGAGGAGCCUAAUCAUGGGCAUAAUCCUAGCGAUUUGGCCAAUAAUAUAGGGCUACGUCAGAAAGCUAUUGCUAAAAUUCAGAACCAGCAUCUGACUACCCCUGUGUUACUUGUAGAUAGGCAAGUUGUGUUGCCUCCUGUUCAAAAUACAGCAAUGGAAGUGGAUCAGAACGUUGGGGACCAAAGUGAGAGUGAUAAUGGUUUAAAAUAUCCUAAAGCUCCGGAUCCUAUUAGGACUUUGGUCACUACCCAUUCGGAUGCGUCUAUUUUAUCGCAUCACAUGGAGGUUGAUAAAGGAGGUAUAAAUGAAGAUAGUGUUGAGAUUGUUAAGGGAAUAGAUUUGACUGCUAUUUUUGAACCUAGAAUAAGUGGUGCGAAAGCUGAAAAGAUUAUUAAAAGAACAGGGUAUAACAGCUGUAUUGUGGAAGAAGCUCAAGGUUUCAUGGGAGGGAUCUGGGUUUUGUGGAACAAGGAGUUCUGUAAUGUUACGAUUUUGGAAAAGAACAUGCAAAUAGUUCAUUUGAAAGUUUGUUUCUUCCAUAAUGUUGCGUUCUUAUGCACAUUUAUUUACGCCAAUCCUAGAGAAGAGGUGCGACGUAGCGUUUGGCAGGAUCUUCGUCGGAUUGCUGAUUCUAUGAAUGAGCCCUGGCUUAUCACCGAUGAUUUUAAUGAAAUCGCAUCCCCUUUUGAGAAACGUGGAGGUGCCCCGGUAGAUUUAUAUAAAUGUAACAGAUUUGCUUCCUUGCUUACGGAUCUGAAGAUGAUUGAUUUGAAUAGUUCCGAUUCGAGAUUUACUUGGCGUGGUCCUCGUUUCCUGAAUAUGGAUAGAGUUUUCAAACGGUUAGAUCGUGCUUGCAGUAACGAUUUAUGGAGGGUUACAUUUGAGGAGGGUUAUGUUAGAGCCCUUCCUAGGUUAAAGAGUGACCAUAUCCCCCUUCUUAUAUCCUUGUCUUCUUCAAAAGAUGACUGGAAGGAUUGUCCUUUCCGUUUCCAUUCCUUUUGGCAGGACCAUAUCCUGUUCAAUCAAUUUUUAAAGGACAAUUGGCACGUGCAUGGGAACAUUGCUGAUUGUUUGAAGGUUCUUACCCCUUGCAUUAAGGAGUGGAAUGAGAAGGUGUUUGGGAAUAUUUAG